Molecule: messenger RNA, 606 nt
Organism: Apiotrichum porosum
Lineage: Eukaryota; Fungi; Basidiomycota; Tremellomycetes; Trichosporonales; Trichosporonaceae
Exons: 4
Coding region: 1-606 (201 amino acids)
Biological process (GO): phospholipid transport
Cellular component (GO): mitochondrial intermembrane space
Molecular function (GO): phosphatidic acid transfer activity
Source: RefSeq, a predicted model, not a curated record
AUGCCCAAGGUGUACGAGAAUGAGAUCGUCUACCCGUACUCGCCGGUGCAUACGCUCAACUGGAUGCUGAGAAAGUAUCCCAACCCCUUUGCGACCCACGUCUUCUCCGUCGACACACUGGAGAGGACGAUCGAUUCCGAGACGGGCCUGUUGCGGUCAGAACGCAUCAUCGGCGUGCGGCAGAGCGCGCCGUCGUGGAUAGCAAAGCUCUUCCAACUUCCGCCAAUCACCUAUGUCCGCGAGGUGGUCUUCAUCGAGCCCGAGCUGCCGCGCGCGACCUCCAUGUCCGUCAACCUCGACCUGGCCGAAUACGUCCGGUGCCUCGAACACAUCACUUACACGCCCUUCUACCCGUCCGCCGCACCCGGCAGCAGCAGCGAAGGCGGCACCGGCAGCCACGAUGCCCCCUCGACGAAAUUCAGCCAGCACGCACUCAUGGUGUCUGGGUUCAAGACCAAGAUGAUUGCGCGCCGGAUCGAAAAGGCUAGCGUGGACCGGUUUGCCGCCAACGCGGGUAUUGGCAAGCAAGGGUUCGAGUGGGUGCUGGAGCGUGGGUUGGAGCUGGCGCACGCGAUCCGCAGGGCUGCGGCGGCCGUGACUGCGUGA